Molecule: messenger RNA, 2841 nt
Organism: Drosophila willistoni
Lineage: Eukaryota; Metazoa; Arthropoda; Insecta; Diptera; Drosophilidae
Gene: dup
Product: DNA replication factor Cdt1
Exons: 3
Coding region: 311-2476 (721 amino acids)
Biological process (GO): mitotic cell cycle; regulation of DNA-templated DNA replication initiation; DNA replication preinitiation complex assembly
Cellular component (GO): nucleus
Molecular function (GO): DNA binding; DNA polymerase binding
Source: RefSeq, a predicted model, not a curated record
CUAUGUUAAUUGCAACCCUAUAAUGACAAGCAGUGUUUCGCAACGCAUAGAUAACAGCUGUUCCAAAUCGACCAAUUUUGUGAUUUCCAUCACUGGUAUGUUUUGGCGCGUUACAUUCAUUUUGGAGGGAAAAUUUCUGGGAGCAAAGUAAAAUCGUGGCCAGUUGAAAUUUGAUCAUUAGUGUGGCACGUCUCGGACAGAUAAUUUAGAUAAAAUUCGUACUUGGUCAUAGUGAUAUUUUCGCAUAAGCAAUAAGCACAUAAUUUACCAUUGCUAUCAAUUACUUUGCAUAACAAAUAAAUAAUUAAAAAUGGCUCAGCCAUCGGUAGCUGCAUUCUUUAGUAAUCGCAAACGGGCAGCCGUUGAUGAUGCCACCACAAUUAAGAAUAGGCGUCUGGCGGAACCCGCUGAAAUCGCUGCCCCCCAAAAUAUAUCUGGAGUAUCAUCAACUCCCACAGGCCAAGAUGCUGAUAUUGAUAGUCUCAAGGCGAUGGCCAAUGGUAUACGCACCCGUUCUGGUCGCCAAGUCAAACUUAUUGCCUCUACUCCUCAAGACUCGGCGAGCAAAAAGAAACCCAUUAGCAAGAUUGAGUCACACAUUAAACAGCCCAAACUGGUACAGUUCAUCCGAAAGGGAAAUCUCUCACCUCGCAAGCAACCGCCCACUCCCAGCAAGAUCGAUGAAGAGGAUAUAUCAGUUUAUUCCCAAAAAACUAAUGAACAGACACCCAAAACUAAUUUGGCAUUCGUGUGCAAGCAAAAUGCCGAUAAUGUUCAGCGAGGAAUGCGAACGCCAACCAAACAAAUCCUAAAGGAUGCCUCGCCCAUCAAAGUGGCGCCUGGCAAUGAUCUCAAGCGUCAACUGACAUUUGAUGAGGUCAAGACCAAGAUCAGCCGCAGUGCCAAGCUGCAGGAGUUAAAGGCUGUGUUGGCUCGUAAAGCUGCCCUAGAGAAGCAACGAAAGGAACAAGAGGAGCGCAAUCGACGUCUUCGUGAGGCCGGUCCAUCCCCCUCAAAGGCAUCGCAAAUGGGAGUACAGCUGAAGGAGUUCGAUACCAUUGAGCUGGAGGUGCUCACAAGCCCCCUCAAACAAUUCAAAACACCCACAAAACUGCCACCACCCACACCUGGCAAAAAUGAACUUAUGUCGCCACGUCACACGGAUGUAUCGAAGCGUUUGCUCUUCAGUCCGGCCAAGAAUGGUUCACCUGUCAAAUUGGUGGAGCCGCCGGCUUAUAAACGCUUUGCCAGCCUUGUGGAGACCAGCAAGGCGGGACAACUGCCAUUGCCAUUCAAGUAUCGGCAUUUGCUAGAUAUUUUCAAGGGCCUAGACUCGGUGGUGGCCAUGUUCCACAACCGCAAGGAAUGUAUCACCUUUAAGAAGCUGAAGCCAGCCGUGCAGCGAAUGUUGCGCAAAAAUUUUACCGAAUCGCACUUGGCCCAAAUCAAGCACGUUUAUCCGGACGCUUACAUCUUUAGCCAGAUGAAGAUGCGAAACUUUGGAUCGGUGUCGAAGACUGAUUAUUUUCAACUGGUCAUCAGUCCGAAUGUUGAGCAGUUGCCGGAACAGCAGCGAAUGAAUAAGAUCGACGAGGACGAUGUGCUCGCGUCGGCCCAGUCGACGUCUAUGAAUCCACAUGUCAUGACGGCUCGCAUUCAACGUUUCCACCAGUUGCUCCUCGGGCGUGUCAUGGAAACACAUAAGAGUUUUGUCCAAUCCUUAGACCCACCUAUUGUUAUUGACAAGGCCUUGACACGCUGGCAUCCGCAGUUCGAUUUGGAGAGCUGCCCAGAGGUCGAACUGGGUGCACUGCCUCAACCGCCAAAUGUGGAGAAGUACUCUUCAGCCAAAGAUAUACUAUCCACGGCUCGAAAUCUCUUUAAUUGUGCAACGCCUAUGGAACGGGCCAUGGAUCGGUAUGAGGCUAAAUUGCAAAAGGACCGGGCAGAAGCGGAGGUUGCCACCGCGACUUCGAAAACCUUAAGUGCCACAUCAUCAACUGCAAUACAGGAGACUAGCACAGCCACGCCCACAGUAAAAGAGUGUUCGGCCCCAUCUGAUGCAACUCCCAAUCUUCUAAAGGGUCUGCCCAAAUCUCUUAUAGAGAAAAUACGAGCCAAACAGGCAGCCAAAGCUUUAGAUGCGAUGACACGACGUCCAUCACAGGAUCAGGAGGCCACCAAAUAUACGCGACUGCCGGAACUGGCGCGUCACUUGCACCAUGCAUUCAUCACCAAACCCCCCAGAAGCACUCGCACUCUUGAGUUCGUUAUCGAAAAGAUUCAAAAUAGCUACCGGACAAGUUUAACACCGCAGGAUAUUGAGGCGCAUCUUAAGCUGCUGGCCAAGGAGUUGCCCCAAUGGCUAUCUUUCCUCGAGGUUAGAAGGACCAUGUAUCUUAAGAUUGCCAAAGACAUGGACAUGAACAAAAUAAUUGAAAAACUAGAGACAAUGGCAAAUGAGAAAAGUAAAUAAAACAAAAAACCAAAAACCAAAAAAAACCCCGGGACCAGAAGAGAAGACAUAAUUACGGCUAAUAUCCCAGACCCUGUGGCUACAUCCAGCUAAAUAUAAUCAUAUACUUAUAAUAAGGAAAACUUUAUCUUAGCAAUAUACACAAUACAUAAUAUAUCUUGUUAUUUUGACAUAUAAUACUAUAAUAUUUGACAUCAUCAUCGAUUUGUUUCAUCACAUUUACACAAUUCUUUCAUAUUAUGAUUAUUUAAUCGACAUCAAGUCUUUAUACACAAUACAUUAGUUUAUAUAUCACUUAAGAUUAUUGUCAUUAUUUUUUGUAAAACGUUGAAAUAAAUAAAUGUUAAUUUUUUUUUGGCUGGAAA